CCAAACAAACGAAACUGAAGCGUUCGUCGUGCAUGGUUUCAUUUUAAUGGAGCAAAAUGGCAGAUGAAGUUUCACUCGAUCGGGAAUCUCUCAGAUGCUCCAUUUGUCUGGAUCUCCUCAGAAAUCCGGCGAUUAUUCCCUGUGGACACAGUUUCUGCACGGACUGUAUUGCAGGUGUGUGGGAUCGGGAUCGGGAUGUGUGCAGAUGCCCUCAAUGCAAACACACGUUUAACCACAGACCUGUUCUCAUUGACUGGCUCCACGUGAAGGAACUUACUGAGAAGCUGAUGAAGAUGAGAAGAAAGCAGGCUGAGGAUGAUGAAGAUGUGAGCUGUGACUCCUGCACCUCGAGAUCGAGUAAAGCCGUCAGAACCUGCCUCACCUGUCUCGCUUCUUACUGCGAGUCUCACCUGGAGAAACACAAUGAUCUGCACGGGUGGAGUAAACACCAGCUGACGGAUUCAGCCACGGAUCUCCACGGCAAAACCUGCUCUCAGCACGGCAAACUCAUCGAUGUUUUCUGUCGCACUGAUCAGCAGUGUGUCUGUCUGCUGUGUGCAAUACAUGAACACAAGAGUCACGACACCAUCUCAGCAUCUGACGAAAGAGCAGACAGACAGAGGAAGUUAAUGGAAACACGUGUGCAGUUUCUGCAGAACAUCCAAGACAGAGAGAAGGAUUUUAAAGAGCUAACGCAGGCGGACGAGACGAUCCGACGUUCAGCGCAGACGGCAGUCACAGAAAGUGAGCGAGUCUUCAGCGAGGUGGUGUCCAGCGUUCAGAAAACAUGCUGUCGUGUGAAGGAGCUGAUCGCAGAACAACAGAGAGCUGAACUCAGUCACAUUGAAGGACUUCAGGAGAAAGUCCAACAGAAGAUCGCUGGCAUGAAGAGGAAGGUGUCUGAGCUUGAUCAGCUUAUGACCUCUGAAGAUCACAUUCAUUUCCUGCAGAAUUACCCGUCUGACUGUGAAGAAUCCUCGUCUGAAGAAUUUGAAGAUCUUUCCAGCAUUUCUGAACAUCCAGAUGCUUUUUAUCACAACGUGAGGAUCCUGGUUUCUAAAAUGCAAGAGCGUUUGAUGAAUGUCACCAAAACGACAGAGAUCGAGAUCAAGAUCAAGUCUGCAAAAGUCUUGCCUCCUGUUGGAGGAACUGUAAAACUGUCUUCAACUCCAGCGUUUGGUAAAAAAGAUGAGCGGCGGUAUUGUGAUAUCAGCCGGGUGACAAACGAAGGCACAUCUAGUUCCAGUUCUGAUGGUAAUCCGCUUUCAACUGGCAGCGGCUUGUGUGGUUCUGUUCAGUUUGACCAGAAGGUUAUCUUCCGUUUUGGGGAGCCAGCAUUUAACUUCAGUUUUCAGGAUGUUCCCUCUAAAUCCUCAGAAGAAACAUAUGAGCCAUAUACGAGCCAAACAUAUGAGCCAGCUGUACCAUUACCUGAUCUUAUUGAGAUCUCGACUGGAGAGGAAAAUGAGCAAGUCGUUUUCAGUCACAGAGCCAAACUGUACCGCUUCGACAAAGAAUUAAUCGAGUGGAAGGAAAGAGGCGUCGGCGAACUUAAAAUACUUCAAAAUAAUAAACCCAGAAGUGCAAGACUCGUGAUGAGGAGAGAGCGGGUUCUGAAAUUAUGUGCAAACCACUGGAUUGCUCCAAAUAUGAAGCUCAAACCGAUGAAAGCGAGCGGGAAAGCGUGGACGUGGAAUGCCGUGGACUUUGCUGAUGGAGGAGGCGUGGGUCAGACGUUAGCGGUGCGGUUUAAACUGCAGGAGUCGGCCGAUGCCUUCAGGGAAGUCUUUGAGGAAGCCGUGGCCACUGCAUCCAGUGUAUCAGAAACAGGUGAGCGUCUGUAAUCCUGCAUAUUUGCUGAAUUAAAGGGAUAGUUCACUUUGAAAUUAAUUUUUGGUAUGUUUUAGCUCACCUCAAGGGCAUCCAAGAUGUAGGUGUCUUUGUUUCCACAGUAGUUUCAAUUUUGAUAUUUUUAGGUCAAACCGUUCUUGUCUGUCAGUCAUAUAAUGCAGGUCUAUGGUCACCACCUCAAAGAGCAUGCACAGAGAAGUCCAAAUUAAACAUGAUUUAAUGACUCGUAAAUGUAAGUACACAUUGAUGGCCUA
This is a messenger RNA of Rhinichthys klamathensis goyatoka, 2105 nucleotides long. Its product is annotated as ranBP2-like and GRIP domain-containing protein 4. The record is from RefSeq and is a predicted model, not a curated record. Gene Ontology annotation, molecular function: zinc ion binding. The coding region runs from base 57 to 1844 and encodes 595 amino acids. The transcript is spliced from 5 exons. Lineage: Eukaryota; Metazoa; Chordata; Actinopteri; Cypriniformes; Leuciscidae. Gene Ontology annotation, biological process: intracellular transport.